CUUUAAUGACAUUUUUCCAAACCUCAUGGACAACUCUGGGAUAGAGUGUACUGGUCUUGAUGUUAUUCCCUAUCAGGACAUAGAUAAUUGAUUCUAGGUUGACAACCAUUCUAGAAUGUACAGAAGUGUUGGCUAACUAUAUUCUAAACCAUACGGUGAUCCCCAGAGGGAUAAGGCUUUAUCGUUUUGUUAAUGUAUUUUUUUAACUUUGCUUAUUCCAAAUUUCCCUGUUCUGCUACAACUUUCCGAGUAAAUUACAAUUGGAUGCAGGUUCAUCGUUUAAUGUGUUUAGAACUCAAGAAAUUCAUUGACAGAAUCUUGGAAAUAUUACCAGCCAUUGAGUCUGCCCCGCCACGAUGCACAUCGGGAAUACAGGCACUGUGCACAUUAAAAAUUGCAAUGGAUAAAGCAAAAUUACUUAUACAGCACUGCUCAGAGUCUAGUAAACUCUACCUGGCAAUUACAACAGAGAGGAUAGUUUCCAAAUGUGAGAGAAUACGAAAACCUUGGGUAGUAUCUUUGAGUCAAAUUCAAAAUAUGGUCCCAUUCCUGUUGGCUGGAAAGGUUUGAAAUACUUCAAGCCCUUAUUAUAUAUAUUUAGGAAAUGGUGAAUAAUCCGAGAUGUUCAAAUUCAUUUUGUUCUAGAUUUCCAUGCAUGGCUUUGUAGGUUGUAUACCCUUCGGUGCCUCAGUAGUAGUCCCCUUCCCAAUCAACUUUUCCUACUAAACGGUGUUGAAUGGAGUAGAGAAUUAAAAGAGUUUGCACACCUCUGAUGGUUCUACCUCAUAAUGCUGGCUCCACAUGCUCAUGUAGUAUGAAACAUAAUUAACUGUGACUGUUGUUUUAAAGGAUCCUUACUUGUUUCACAGACUUCCAAAAUGGACUCUACUGAAGAGUCUCAGUUUCCUUUUGUCUUCUUCUUCAUCCCUUUUAUUUUUUAUUUUUUCUAUCUUGCUUUAAGUUUGGAAAUUCUAAUUUGAAAAAUUGUUAGCUGUACUUUUUGACGACCUUAUAUUGUAUAUUCUGUCUUAAGUACUCCAAGUCACUACAUUAUGUCUGGUCAGUGCACCUUUUAAUCCCUCAACUAAAUAUUCAAAUUGAACAUUCUCUGUAGAUAUCUGGAAUUGCCCGUGAUCUUAGGCACACAAAGUUUCCCCUUACACCUACUGAAGAAGAGGCUGGGAAGGUUAUAUUAGGACUACUUCGACAAGCAAUUCUUGUGUCCAAUUCUGUAAAUGAUUUAGAACUCGAGGCUGUUCAACUUGCAGCUUCGGCACUAAAAAUUACAUUCCCUUCUGCAAUUUUGAUAGAGAAAAGAUCUAUUAAGCGUUUGCUUGAUAAAGCCACUGACACAGACCCUAAGAAACAAAUCUUGAAGUGGUUGUUCUAUCUUUUGAGGAAAUAUGGAGAAAUAAUUGGAUGAAACCAGGAUGAUGACAGCCAUAUGCAGCGUGAUGAGACUCGAGCCAAUGACUUUGGUACAUCCGAACCUCCCAAGGAGUUCAAAUGUCCCAUCUUUAUGCAGGUGAUGCAUGAUCCAAUGAUUAUUGCUUCUGGGAUGACGUUUGAACAAUUUUGGAUAGAGCAAUGGUUUAAUGAGGGUAACCAGACAUGCCCUAUAAGUCAUAUGAAGCUUGACAACUUGUUCAUGGCUCCAAACUCUAUUAUGAAAGAACUCAUUGAUGCUUGGUCUUCCCAGCAGGGGAUUACUAUUCCUGACCCAUAUUUAGAACCAAACAUUUCCUCUCUCUUCUCCCGGGAUUCUUCAUUUUCUAGUUCCAUUGCCAGCUUUCCUAGUUCUGUGAAUAAGAACCUUCAUCUUAGGGCUGUGUCCAUACGCUCUUCUAGGACUGAUGAUGUUUCAGAAAUUUUAGAUGACUUUAAUGAAAGCAGAUUAAGUUGUAGGCAUGGACAGAAGAAUGCAGUUUCUGAAAAACUUAACCACUCUACAGAGACUUAUGGAAACAUGUUGGCUUCUCUUUCCAGACUUGCUGCACUUUCAUGGGGAUCACAGUGCAAGACAGUUAGAGAUGUGAACAAAACACUUCAGGAAAAUAACCACGCAUGUCAUACUCAAUUUCCAAUAGUUGUGUCGAACCUUUGAUUAAUUUUUUGAAGGAUGCACAUGAAUUAACUAAUGUAAAAGAACAGAGAGAUGGAGCAGAGGUGCUGUUGGCUAUUUUGAGAAAUAACAGCAGUGAAAUGCUACUGUUUGAUAAAGAUGGGAUUUACAUGUUGGCAUUGUAUAUUGAAACUGAAAUCACUGGAGAAGUCCUUAGUAUCAUAGAGGUUUUGUCUUCCCAACCUGAAUACAAGUCUAUGAUAGUGGCAUCUGGUGUUCUUCCUUCCAUUCUUAAAGUCCUCAAUACCAAGACUCGGGACUUUCAUAGUAUUGCAAUGAAGAUACUGUGUAAUUUGUCCUACAAUUGUGAUAUUGGAUACCAUAUGGUGUAUUUGGACUGCAUUCCAAAGCUGAUUCAGUUAUUGGGUGAUCCAGAUCUAGCACGGUUUUGCAUUGAGAUCAUUAGGAACCUAUGCAGUAUAGAGGAGGUUAGGAUUGUAGUAGCUGAAACCAGCUCAUGCAUCACUAACAUUUCCCAAAUACUCGAAACUGGGACAAAGAAGGAACAAGAACAUGCUGCAGGUGUUCUUCUUUUUGUAUGUCGUGAGCAUGCUGAUUUCUGUCAACUGGUCAUGAGAGACACCAUCUUACAAUCUUUAGUUGAUCUGUCUCUCAAUUGGAAUUCCAGAGGUCAAAUAAUUGCCUCUGAAUUGCUCCUCCUCUUGGAACAUGUCAAAGAUGAUCCUGCAGAGUGUUCAAUUCCUGAAACUGAUCUGGCCCUGCUCGACAUCUCAACCUCCUCCAGUAGCCAGUAUGAAGAUAAGAAACCGCCUUUCAGGGCACUUCGGUUCUUCGGAAAGAUUUUAUCACUAUAUUUGUAACGCCCUGUACCCGGAAAGGUUAAAAAAGUUAGCCCCUGUUACUGUAAGGUCCUUGAUAGAACCUAAUGCAACCCAACACAAGAACGCACACAGGAAGCAACUACAAUCAUCCACAGAAAGUAAAACACUCAAUAAUGUAUGAACAAGAUUCCAUUGCUAAUCUUGCAGAGAAUCUUCGAGGGAUCUUCAACCU
This is a messenger RNA of Carya illinoinensis, 3136 nucleotides long. RefSeq lists its product as uncharacterized. NCBI's taxonomy places the organism in Eukaryota, Viridiplantae, Streptophyta, Magnoliopsida, Fagales, Juglandaceae. Gene Ontology annotation, cellular component: nucleus; cytoplasm. The transcript has 3 exons. The record is from RefSeq and is a predicted model, not a curated record. Bases 2065 to 2943 code for a protein of 292 amino acids.